AACGAUAGACGCAACAUUUAGAGCACACAGCCUGACAACCCUGCCCCUGCCUCUUCGCUCCAACUCUGGCUCUUGCUUCGAUUGUAAUUUGUUCCGUGUUGAGAGGCGAGGGCGCCAUCCUAAAUGGCAUUGCACGACCGCCAGGAGCGAGCCAAGCGACCAACGAAUAGCAAGAAGAGCAAGUGCCCGCAACUCAGACCGUGACUCCGCCAGCGUAUCCCAGACUCCGACUCCUCUCCAUAGACGGCCAGGAGUCGUCGCCGCUGGCAAGGCGGCCCUAACCCCUGGAAGCUCCCGAUUCGGUGUGCAGCUAGUGGAGCACCAUGUGCGAGGUGUGCGCCGACUUCCAGAAUCUCCUGGAGCUCUAUGAGGUGCGCGUGGCCAGCUCGGAUCUGAAGUUCCAGCUGCUGCUGAAGAGCGAGAUCGAGACUACCUUUAACUACAUCCAGUCGUGGCCGCAGCGUCAGUGCAUGUGCCUGUACCGGGACACCAAGAACUAUGACCGUUUCAACCUGGUAGUGCAGUCGCUUAUCUGUCUGACGGUGCAGCAUCUUAAACACAUCGACCACCUCAUCGACAACUACAAGCGGCUAACGGCCAGUGCUGCCCAGGUGGUGGCUCAGGCCCAACAGCAGCGAGAACAGCAGCGUGACGAAGCGUCAGCCCAGGCAGAGGCAAAGGAAUCAUCCGCGCCAGCGGAAGAAGCAAAAAAGGAGGAGCCAUCUGGAUCCGCCGGCGAAGAGGCUCAGGGCUCCGGCGAUGGGCCAGCCAAAAAGCCGCCAGUUGGCCCCUGCACUCCCCCUCCCCCGCAAACGUCCAAUCCUCAGCACAAAUCCCACCUGCAGUACACAGAGGAGCCCUGGAUCCUGCCCGAGGUGGAGAAACUGUUGGUGCUCGUCUCAAAGGUGUUCCUGCUCAACUUCCCGCUGUACAUCGCCCACAAACAUGGCAUGCACUCUCGGCUGGACGACCUGCAGGCUGAGGAGGCCCACCACCUGGCCCUCAUCUGCGAUCUUCACGACAACGACCUGCCCAUCUACCUGCUGCGAAAUGUGAGCCUCUUCUGCAACUCGGGCGGCUUUGGCGCCAUGUCGCUGUGCUUCGAACAUCCCGAUCUGCCAGUGUCCACCGCUCACUCGAUGACCGCUGCCGUCUCAAAUGUGAAACUUUGGCUGAACUAUCAUUGUAAUACGCAGCUCUUCGUGCCUCUGCGAAGUCGGAUACUGCAGUACAUGUGCAAGCUGUCGGAUCAGAGCCUCCGAUCUGCCGCUACACGCGCGAUGGCCGAUUUUGUGUGGUCCUCUAUGCGGGACCCACUGGAUGUUGCAGUCAACUUCGACACCGAAGGAUUGGCCCUGGCCUUUAAGUACUUUACAUCGACCACGCUGACCAUGCGACUGGCAGGCAUGGCCCAGAUCAACGCACACAUUAAUCUAUUUAACGAGAUCUGCACCACCGAAACGGUCAACGAAGUGGAGCUGUUCGGGCAGCGCAUCGCGAACUGGUUGACUGAAAAUCAUAUAGUGCAGCACCUGUUUGGGCCGAAUCUGCACGUAGAAAUCGUUAAACAGGCACACGUGCUGCUCAACUUUUUGGCGGUAGAGAACCAGAUCUCUGAAGAGGACAUCAAGCUGAUCUGGCAAGCCACCCAGCUGAAGCACUGCUCAAAGACGAUCUUCGACAUCCUGCCUUCGCUGGUGAAGAACCUGACCCCGCGCCCGGCAAUGCACCUUUACUCCCUCCUUUGCCGCAUGGAUCCCAAGGAGCACACUGAGCAGAGCAUAUACAUAGCCUCAGCGCUAACGAAACAGCUGUGGACUCGUGAUACCUCACGCAGCCAAAUGAACCUAAUGCAAGAUCACCUGCUGGGGUCAAACGUCACCGCUUCCAGCUCUGACAGCGGCAGCAUUGAGGGAAGCAACACAGAGGACGACCACGUUGGCGCCGACGACAGUAGCAUUGCCAGCGGUGGCGGCGGCGGAGGUGUCGGUAACAAGAGUCCAAUCGAUGGAGUUACUCCAUGCAAGCAGGCCCGGCACAGAAGGCACAUCUGUGACCCCACCACGGAGAAGGGAAAGCAGAUAAGUCCCGAGGAUAUGGGCAAAGUGGACUUGGUGAACAAACGCAUUGUGAACAUUAUCGACAACACAAGCAGCGAAGAGGAACUGCAAUCGCGGGCCGCACUGGAGCUGCAACUGCAUCGCAGCCGCAAGAAGACGAGCAACAAGCGACGGCGACAAAAAACCAACAAGCAGAUCAUUCUACCCCAUGAGCUCGUCGAGAUUUGGGACGGAGUUGAAGAUGUGCCCAGCAGUGACGAGGCAGAUGGCGAAGCCGAUGGUGAUGGCGAGGGCGAACUUCUUGCGGACAGCGACGAGUGCAGCGAUGGUGCUACGAGUCAGCUGGUGCCCGACGCCGUGCUAAAGCAUCUGCAAGGAGAGGGACCUUUUAUCAGGGCCAUCGAGACCAAUAUCAAUGAGCUGCUUAGUGGUGCCGAGAACGAUGGCAGCUACUCAUCCCCGAUGAGUAACAAAUCCGAGAAGAACCUGGCUGACUUCGAUGACGAGGACGUGUCGCCUUGCGAGGAGGAGCUGGCCCAGCUGGUCAGCUCCCGCGCAAAUUGUUCGGACGUUCCACCAGCCUUUGCAGCCGCGGCCGCCGCCAUGAUGGUGGCCCAGUCUGCGAUGGCCCUUCAAAAGUCUGGGGAGUCGAAUGUGGCUGCUGCUGCCGCUGCUGUGGCCGCUGCUGCAGCGGCUACCGGAACUGCUCAGCAAACGCUGGUGGCGAUGAACCGGCAGGCCAGCGUUGCUGCAGCUGCCGCCGUGGUUGCUGCGGCCAAGGCAAAGUCGGACUCAGAUGUCGAUCUGAUGGAGGUGGUUUCCGGCGGAAAGCAGCACCAUUCACCAAAGGCAAGCCAGGGCAGCUCUACGUCAGGGAGUACACCGGUGCAGCCCUCCUUCAAGCUAAAUGAUGUCUGCCAGCCUGGAAACACACUGCUGUGGGAUUUGCUUCAAGACGAUAAAAUUGGCCAACUGGGGGAGUCUCUGGCUCUAGAGGCAGAGAAAGCUCUGGCCACUCUCCUGUGUUUCAGCAUGGACCGCCAACUGCGAACGAAAUUCAUCGAGGGUUGUCUGUAUAACGUCGCCAACAACCGGAGCGUUAUUGUCAGCCUGCGACUGCUGCCCAAACUGUUCGCCUCGUUCCAACAGUUUCGACCCUCGGACACGCACUCUAUGACGCUGUGGGCAGAGCGAAAUCACCGGAUGAUGCAGUGCUUUUUCAAUAAUAUACGUCACUAUGCGCGUCGCCAUGCCGAGGUACUGAUCACCCAAAACGGAGAGCAGCAGCAGCAGCAGCUGGGCGGACAACUCUACUCACACAAGACACAAGUUUCUGUAAGACUGCAGUUCCUAUCAUCGAUAUUCUCGACGGUGGGAUCCCCGAAAAGCUUCCGCCUAACGCUGGAGCAGCUUGACGCGCUAUGGGAGUGGCUGGCCCACGAUCCGGAGUGUGCCGACUGCUACUUUUCGUGGCUGCAGGCACAGGCCAAAGGCGGUGAUCAGCAUGCUUUGGGCAUUGAAGCACUGCAACAUUUGUAUUUGAAGAAACUCCCAGAGCUGCGACCGGAGGAGUUCUCUAUGGUUGCGUUGGGACUAUUUCAACAGCUCUGCAGCUUCGCCCGCAUCGCCAUGGCCGAGUACGACAAUCAUAGCGACCAGAUCUCGGCGAGCGCCAGUGCCGUUGGCAUGUACCAUCUUUGGAAGAUCGCGUUGCGCGCCCAGAGCAACGAUGUCUCCCUGGCGGCCAUACAGUACAUCAACAUGUACUACAUGGGUCAACAAUUGCGCCUGGAGAAGGAGUUCGUUUCCCAGUGCAUGGAAAACCUAGUUCAAGCGGCCACGGCUUUGGAAAGCAUCGAUGAUGAGAAUGCUUUGAUGCGUGUCCAGCGUGGCCUGCUCUUGCUGAACACCCAUUUGGAUACUUUCCGGCGUCGAUACGCGUUUCAUCUGCGCCGCUGGGCCAUCGAAGGCAAAGGGAUUGGGUCGCACAGCAACCUUAAAAAUGAGGGAGCGGGUCCACCACUACGAAUAGUGCUGCAACAGGCAGGACUUUCGGAAAAAAGCCUUUUGCAGAUGCACGCGUGUGACUUAAUCGCCGACCUCAAGGCGGAGGUGUCCAAGUGGUGGGAGAGCCUCCAAACUGGACUGGCUGCUCCUGUGCUGGGUCUGCUGCUCAGCGAUGGACCGCUACGUAUUAUCACACAGGGACAGGAGUUGACCUCGGACUACGAUGAACGGAGUCUAGGAGAUGCUGGAUUCAAGGAUAACCAGAUCGUCUACGUAUCGUUGGGUGGACGUGGAGCCAGGCGAAAGGAAUCCAAUUUGGAGCACCCGUCAAUGCUGCCGCCCCCACCAAAGGAGUGUUUGCCCACGGUGCUCCUGCUGCAGCCAAAGUACUUCGAGAAGCUAUUUUGCCUGAUGCAGACCCUGGGCGAUAUGCAACCACAAGCGUCGACUGUAAAUCCCCAGCACCACACAAAGGCGCAAUUGCUCUCGCGACGCGUUUGGGAUAUCCUCGCCAUGCUGCCAACCAAUCCGCACAUUCUAGACGCCUUUAAGAGUCUGGUUACGGACCUAAGCGAGCUCGAGCAGCUGGAUGCUGGCGGAGAGGAGGAGCAACUGGCCACCAAGCGCAAGCAGAUCAAGCAGAAGUUCAGAGAUCUUCUCGAUCCGAACAACCUUCAAAAAUUCAUGUACUCCCUCCAUAUUGUGGAGAGUCUGGCCCUAACCAGCUCCAGACGCGGCGAAUCCAACGGCAAUGUGGCCAUGGGACAUCCACCGGAACAGGUGCGAGUGAAGAAAUCCUCGAUGGGAAGACGGAGAAAUAGCAACGAGCAGCCGCCACCACCACCGCCAGAGGUCAAGAUGAGCAAGGAGCAACUGUGCGAGCUGGAGGCCCCACUGACGCCCACACCCUCGACUGGCUUGCAGGAUGUGGAAACGGAGGCCAGCAGUAGCAGCGGUGGCGACAAAGAAAACCAACCGAAACAACACAGCAAGCGUCAGAAGAAAGGCGAUACUUUUGAACAGGAAAAGGAGCGCCCAGUGGGUUGCUCCACGCCGCCGUCUCCAACUCCUCCGCCACCAGCACUUUCGGUGAUGGAAAGAGGUGACAAUAAAUGGAGUGAGGCGUUCGUAAAAUGUGGUGGCCUUCGUCAUCUGUACGAAAUCUUCAGUGAAGGCCAACUACAACAAAGCGCACAUCCCAAGGAGUUGGCUUUAAAUGAAUGGCGGCACGAUUGCCUGGCCAGCCUGCUGCGCAUUCUCUGGCUUCUAGGAUUCGAGGAACUGCAGUCGGCGGAUGCCCAUGUUCUGAUGUCACGACCGCACCCGUUUAUGCUACAGUUGAUGGAGGUACCACAGUGCCUGACCCGACUCUCAUCGAUCCUUAACGACGAAGUUCACCAGCAGCAUCAGGCUUCUUCGGCCAAUCCACUGGUGUUCCCCUAUCAGUUCCAGCACUUGCGCACUGGCUUUUGGGGCAGGGCCCAGCUCAUCCAGUUCGCUAUGAACAUCCUAGUGAGUUUUGUGCACGCCUCAGCGGAAGCAAGAAGGCUUCUCUGGGCCCCGACUGGUACCGAUCACUGUCGAUGGCUGCAGAAGUUCAUACUGGAGGAUCCCGAACCGGCGGUGCGGCGUGAGAUAUGCGCUGGCCUUUAUCGCAUUUGCUUAGGAAACGCACAUAGCUAUCGCCUCUUACUAGCACCACUGCUACACAAGCUCAUCGCCCUGUUGCCAUUGGCUGAGCAGAUGAGCUCUGGCACCCAGCACACGCAGUUUUUGCUCUCGGAAGAGGGCAAGGAUCCCUACGGACCCGCCUGCCGUGACUACUUUUGGCUGCUGGCCAGAUUAGUGGAUACUCUCUCCCCGGAAAUGGUGGCCGAGGAGCACAUCGACAUUGAAAUGCUGUGCGAAAGCAUCUCGCAGAGCAUUCUCACCCGAGAGUAUUAUGAACUGCGCCAUGGUUACCAGGACGAUGGCUUGGUGGGUCUCUUAAAUCUCAUGUCGAAUUUGAUCAAGUACGACACCACAUUCAAGUACACACCCAAGGCGUUAUCCUUUAUUGAGCAACUGAUUGGCUUCCUGUUUGACAUGCCCUCGCCGGCAGAUCGCCAGAAGCCCAAGUGCAAGUCGGCGUCGUCUCGAGCAUCUGCCUACGAUCUCCUGGUUGAACUGUGCCGUGGCUGCGCCACGAACUAUGCAUAUCUGCAUGGUCGUCUGUUGGCACAACACAAAUCCGGACCCAUGCAGCCGUAUCCCUGGGACUAUUGGCCGCGCGAUGAAGGCAGAGCUGAGUGCGGAUAUGUGGGGCUGACUAAUUUGGGAGCCACUUGCUAUAUGGCCUCUUGCGUCCAGCACUUGUACAUGAUGCCACAGGCGCGAGCAGCUGUUUUGCGAGUUCCACCCACCGCCGCCCGUAAGCAUGGACCCACACUUCUGGAACUACAACGGAUGUUUGCCUACCUACUGGAGUCGGAACGGAAGUCUUACAACCCGCGAAGCUUCUGCCGAGUGUACCAGAUGGAUCACCAGCCGCUAAAUACGGGAGAGCAAAAGGAUAUGGCAGAGUUCUUUAUCGAUUUGGUGUCCAAGCUGGAAGAUAUGACGCCUGACUUGAAGCACUUGGUGAAAAGGCUCUUCUGCGGAUCCCUGAGCAACAAUGUCGUCUCCCUAGAUUGUGGUCACGUUUCCCGCACGGCCGAGGACUUUUAUACGGUUCGCUGCCAGGUGGCAGACAUGCGCAAUCUGCAGGAAUCCCUGGACGAAGUCACCGUUAAGGAUACCCUCGAGGGCGACAACAUGUACACCUGCUCGCAGUGCGGCAAAAAAGUACGAGCCGAGAAGCGGGCUUGCUUCAAGAAGCUUCCCCAGAUCUUGUGCUUCAACACCAUGCGCUACACCUUUAAUAUGGUCACCAUGCUUAAGGAGAAGGUCAACACGCACUUUUCCUUUCCGCUGCGCCUGAACAUGUGUCACUAUGUGGAGAAGACCUUGAUGCCGCAGCAGUACAAAGAGGAGCGAGAGAGGCGCCAAAGGGAGAAGGAAGGAGCAGAUGGUGGAGGUGAUGGGAAUGACAACGAAAAGGCAGAGGCCACGCUAGAUGCCGAUAUUGAAGAAUGCUACGAGUACGAACUGGUGGGCGUCACUGUCCACACGGGCACAGCGGAUGGCGGCCACUACUACAGCUUUAUAAAGGAGCGGACGAAGACUAGUUACCAUACGCAUGAGCGCUGGUUUCUUUUCAACGAUGCCGAAGUGAAGCCUUUCGAUCCCUCACAGAUAGCGGCUGAGUGCUUUGGCGGCGAGAUGACGAGCAAAACCUACGACUCAGUGACUGAGAAAUAUCUGGACUUUAGUUUCGAGAAGACUAACUCUGCCUACAUGCUGUUCUACGAGCGCCGACUGCCAGAGCAUCUGCAGCGCCGGCAUUCUGAGCUGCUGGUUACACCCACGCCCAGUCCCACAGUGGAAGAGAAGUCCGAGGCGGAGGAGCCCACUAAAAUGGAGACCAGUUCUAGUGAAAUCAAAGCAGAUGUGGAUGUGGAUGUGGAAGAUGAGGAGAAGGACAAGGAGAAGCUUGCACAGACUGAAACAGAGUCUAAGGAAACGCCUGCAAAAGAGGAGAUAGCGGAUGACAAAUCGAAGCAGGAUGAGCCUGAGGAAAAGGAAAUUGAAAAGCAAUCCAGAGAGGGCGAAAAGAAAUCGGAGACGGACGAAAAGCCCACGGAGAUAACGACCGUGAGCACUGAGGAGGAAAAGCAGCCAACAGCCAAUUGUGAUAAUCAGCAGACAAGCAACAAUAGCCACAGCAAAGCCAGCAACGAUCAGCAACCAUCCACGUCGAAGGCUGCCCAGAAGCUACAACUAUUUCGUCCAUUGUUGAACAAGGAGCUCGAGGAUUGGAUUUGGCAGGACAAUCGACAGUUCCUGCAGGAUCGCAACAUCUUCGAGCACACAUAUUUCAACUUUAUGUGGCAGAUAUGUGGGCACAUACCCCAAUCAUUAAUAUCAGAGACGGACGUCACCUGCAUGGCAGCCAAGUUGUCUGUGUCCUUUUUCAUUGAGACUUUUAUUCAUGCUAAGGAAAAGCCCACUAUGGUGCCCUGGGUGGAGUUGCUCACCAAGCAGUUCAAUGCCAGCCAAGAGGCCUGCGAGUGGUUUCUGUCGCACAUGUCGCAGGAGCCCUACUGGCCGGUCCAGGUGCUAAUCCAGUGUCCCAACCAAAUGGUGCGUCAAAUGUUCCAGCGUUUGGUAAUCCAUGUCAUCCAGCAACUACGUGCCUCACAUGCUGAUAUGUAUCUGGAUGUGAAGACAGACGAGGAUGACAAGGAGUUAAUAGGUCAAUCCUCUUGCGUCACCCGUUUUAUUGGUUCGCUCAUCUCGCUCCUGGAGCACGGUGCCCGAGCGAACCUGAGGCACUUGUCCGAAUAUUUUGGACUGCUUUGCGAGUUCUCACGGAUGGGAGAUGAGGAGGCCAUGUACUUGCUGCGCAUCGGUGUACUCAAGAGCCUGGUCGACUUCUAUCUGGGACACAAGCAAACAGACAGCAUAGACAUAAGCUCUGACAACGAAGACAACUCCUCUGAAGAGGCGCUGUCCGUGGAGAAGAUGCGUCCGGCAUCGCUAGACAAGAUGAUUGCUCUGUGUGCCAGCCUAGUGGAAAGAUCAAGAGGAGCCGACUUCCGGCUGCGACUCUCGCCCAAAGACUUCUCUGCAAUCGCCGGUGGCAAGGGUUUUCCAUUUUUGUACCAACAAAUAAAGGACGGCAUUAAUCCGCACCAGACAAAGCAUUUAAUACACGCGCUUUGUCGCUGGGAUGAGCGCCUGGCCACGCAGAUCAUUGGCAUGCUCUUCGCCUCGGUAACCAAGCACACGGAGCUGUGCGCGCCAUUCUUCAAGCUGCUCACUCUGCUCACCGAGACGCAGGGCGGUCCAGUUGGCCUGCCUUGUUUCACCCAGUUGAUCCUGCCACGAAUGUGGGACGCGGCCGAGUACUGUCCACAGUCCGUGCUCGACUGGCUCUCGCUGCAGGCCACCAAGAACAAGAUCGCCCACGCCUGGAUACUUCAAUCGGCCGAGAAGUGGCUCGAACAAUUCCUGCUGGCCCACGAUAACACUCGUGUUCGGAAUGCUGCCGCCUUUCUGCUGGUGGCACUGGUACCCUCCCAGCCUUUCCGGGCCAACUUCCGCGCCCACUCGCAACACAAGCUGCUGGCCCUCAAUCCUCACAGUUAUCGCGACAUAAAUAGCGAUGCCCAGGCGGUGCUGCAUCAGGUGAUCACGCUGCUCCUGCGAUUGCUGCGUCCAGCGCGCGUCUAUGCGGAUAUCGGAGCCCAUGGCACAACCAAGCUGACCGCGUACUUCAAUCUGCUCAGCUAUUGUAUGGUUUCAAAGACUGAAAAACUAAUGAUAGGUUCGUACAUGCGCUCCCUGUGGGAGCUGUUCCAUCCACGCCUCUCGGAGCCCAGUGUUCCGGCCCAUCACAAUAAGCACGCACUAUUAACAUUCUGGCACCACUCACUGGUGGACUGUCCGGAGAAUGCUGCCCAGGUGGCCAACUGCCCGGAGAUUACACGCAACAUUGCAUUUAAUUAUAUACUGGCCGAUCAUGAUGACGCGGAGAUAGUCACCUACAACCGUUCCAUGCUGCCCGCCUAUUAUGGACUACUUCGUCUGUGCUGCGAGCAGAGCCGUGCACUCACACGCCAAUUGUCCCAGCACCAGAACCUUCAGUGGGCAUUUAAAAACAUCACACCGCAUCCCACGCAGUACGCGGCCGCCGUGGACGAGCUAUUCAAGUUGAUGGCUCUGUUCGCCACCCGUCAUCCAGAUGCCAGUGAACAGGAAAAGCUCGAUGUGACCCAGUUUAGGAGGGCUGUGAUUGUGUCCUACACCAGUAGUCUGGAUGCACGUGUCUCCUGGUCCACGCUGAUUAGUGCUCUUAAGAUACUGGUCGACAAUGAGGAGGACCGCACGAUGGUGAUCUUCAACGGCGGCAUUGAGAUGUGUUUCGAGGCGCUGCACACGCUACAUUCCAUGCAUCACGAGGCCACCGCCUGCCACGUGGCCGGAGACUUAUUUGAUCUCUUGGGAGAGAUGCUACUCCUCCUAGCCACACUGCGAACCCGCACAGACAGUCCUGCGCAAAAGAAGCAGCAGCAACAACAGCAGCAGCUGGAGCAACAGUUGCAGUUGCAGCAGCAACAGAUGCUGCAGAAACAGCAACAGCAGUCGCAGAGCCAAACGCAAACACCGCAGACGCCGCAGCAAAAGGAAAAGCAGCUGCAGCAACAAAUGCAGCAGCACCUGCAGCUGCAACAAUUGCAGCAAAUGCAGUUCCAGCAACAGCACUUCCUGCGCCAGCAACAUCAACACUCGGCGCUGGCAAAGGCACUGCCGGAUGCAGUGAAGCGACUAGCUACGCUACUUAACACCUUCAAUUCGCCAGAGAUCAGUCGCAUGGCCUUGGAGGUGCUCAAGGAGCUGGUGCGCAAUCCCAGCCUGGAAACCAUUGGCAUUCUGGCGCCCAUUCUUAUCAACUGUCAUCUGUCCGUGGCAAAUGCUCCCAAUGCGAUCGGUCCUCUCGGACCGUACUUCCCGCGUCGCGGUGCGAAGCAUACGCCUUGGCCAUUGGGAGCCAAGAACUCACCACGUCCACCGCGGCCCAUGGUACAGAUGUGCAUCGCUCUGGCUGAGCUGACACCACGCGGUCUCGAUGCCGAUUACGACGUCCAGGUGGAGUCCUUUUACCGACCAUACCAUGACUUUAUCGACGUCAUGAUGCGCAUGUGCGUCAACACGGGCACUCUGAACGACACGCUAGUCAAGCUGCAAUGCUUGGUGGCCAUCGAGUCCACGCCGCUGCACUUCACCUAUUUCCCCAAAUUCUGGGUGGGCAUACACAACAAUGCACUGACGCACAAAUACGUUGAGCUGCUGGUGAAGAAUCAACUGUUGGUGGAGUACCUUCACAAUGUCCUGAGGGACGAGCGGAGCAUGUUGAAGGAUGCCUGCGUUCGCGAAUUUCUGGAGCUCUAUUAUCACAAGGUUGCCGCCCAGCUGCCAGUGGCACGUAUGAUCUACACAAUCAACUAUGGAAUGCACUCCAAGGACGACAUUGACGAGCUGUGUGGCGAUCUGUUCGCCAUCCGAAUCAUUGCCCAGGCCACUGGAGUACCGGCCUCAGUGCGCAAGGAGUUGCGAGGAUCGCUGAGGGCGCUUCAGAACAAGAGCGAACGGUUCAGGAAGGAAUCGGAGAGGGAGCUUUCAUCAUCUCCCUAUUUGCCAGAUCCAUUUCCGAACAAGAAGCAGAAACGUGACUCGCAAAAGAUCAAGGAAAAGGAACACCCUCAGACGGAGAGCGAGAAAGACACCUCAACAGAGAACGACAAACCAUCAGAUGUUUCCAUGGAAUCUAGCGGUAACGCGGAGCAAGUAACGGACAGCACAAAACCACCAACUCCUGCAGGCAGCGACGAUGAGCAGAUGGACAAAACUUCAGUUCCCUCGUCCGAUGACGAGACAGAGCUGGAAGACGAGCUGCAGCCGACGCCCAAGCGCAACAAGAAGGCUUCGAAUAAGAAGACCGCACAGGAUCGUCUCAACGAGGAGCGCGAGAAGCGACUUAUCACGCUGAUCACCAUGGAAUCGUAUAUCCAGAGCAUUUUUGCCAUCCUUAAGAGAGAUGCCAGUGUUCCCAGUUCGGGAGCGACUAAGGAGCCCAGUGAGGAACCGUGUGGCGAGGCAUCCACUUCGGCGGCUGCCGCUGUAAAGUUAUCUCGCCCCAAAGGAGCCUGUACUCCGCCGGAGCCGAUGUCCGAUGCAAACGAUACGCGUUGCAACGUAGAUACUGAGACAGAGGCGGAGGCGGAUGAGCAAUCUCCGAAGACGAGCCAGACAAAUGGUAGCCAACAGAACGAAUCCCCGCCAGCGGCGACCAGUGCAGACACUGUACCCGCGAAUCCUUCACCAGCUCCCGCGGCCGCCGUUGCGUCCACGUCCCAGGCGGCAAGUCCGACACAGAUUUAGUUGUCAUUCAACGAUUUGCUCAGCAUUUUGUUUUUCGGCAAGCCACUGGACUGAUAAUGGGCGCCGGCGGCUGACCACGGCUGAGCUCCUAACCUGUAAGAAUUUUGUGGCCAAAGGUCAUUGUUAGGUAACACGUAAGCAACCCAAGGUUGGUGCUAAUGGUUGGGUUUGGGUGCGUACCCAUGCACCCAAACACAAAAAAUAAGAAUCAGUCUAAUGGCAAAUCAGAGCGCCACAAGCUAUAUAGCUCCCAUUCCGAUGUUCGUUUUCGAGGAAGUGGAAAGUGCUGCGAAUUCGGCCUGCCACGGAAAUCGGAAACUGGUUUUGGGGUUAAUAGAUUAACUAAGUAUGUAUCUUAUCAACAAAUAGCAAUGUAACACACAUUCAGUCCCGACACGCGAACAGCCCUCACAUAUAUUCAAUAUAUAGAUAUAAAUGUAACUAGCUUAAGAUUAACCAGCACGCAAUGUCUCCCACACAGAGAAGCGAAACCCGUAAGAGAUCCCCUUUCAAAUGGAUGGUUAAAGUAAAGUUCUCAAUUUGUUAUGCCAAAAAAA
Messenger RNA from Drosophila simulans, 12646 nucleotides. RefSeq names its product ubiquitin carboxyl-terminal hydrolase puf (gene puf). The record is from RefSeq and is a predicted model, not a curated record. Gene Ontology annotation, cellular component: nucleus; cytosol. The transcript is spliced from 21 exons. Gene Ontology annotation, biological process: protein deubiquitination. NCBI's taxonomy places the organism in Eukaryota, Metazoa, Arthropoda, Insecta, Diptera, Drosophilidae. The coding region runs from base 324 to 12089 and encodes 3921 amino acids. Gene Ontology annotation, molecular function: cysteine-type endopeptidase activity; cysteine-type deubiquitinase activity.